CGCCGUUUUGACAUUGUCGACGUCUUGAGAUGGCUCUGUAGCACGGAUGUCCGACUCUGCUGGGCCUUUGUCUGCUCAGAAAAGACGCUCGGGCACUCGCUUGAUCUGGCGAGGCAGCAUUGCCACCGAGAACGGCCAAAAGCUGCACGGCCUCGCUAUCAUCGCGCAUGGUGAUGCUACAAGCUCGCCAAGCAAAUCUGGAGCAGUAGCGGAUAGGUCAGAGGCGAAUAGAGUCGUUGCGACACCGCGCUCAUCGCUCGCGACGCUCAGACGACCAUGCGAUCGCAUUUCUGUCACGCCACAAGUCUCCCCACCUCUUGCCUCGUCAAGCCAGACCGCUCGAUCGUAUGUGCCGACAAACGCAUCGCCAAGGCUGGCAAAAGCGGUGCCUCUCUCUGAGCUAUCGCUUGAUCUGGAAAUGCUAAGACACACGACCUUGCAAGUGCAUCAGGUCGUCGCGUUGGGCGAGCCUACUGCAGAAGAGAGGGAAGCAGUCCGGCAAGCUGAAGCAGGGAGAAACAAGCGCAAAGACUCGAAGCGCCGGCAAUUGAGCGCCCUGAUCAAAGGCAAGUCUCGUCAGUUACAAGAGGAUUCUCAGUCGGCACGCAUCAUCUCGCUCACUCAAGAAUCUAUGGGCAUGUAUAUCGAUCCACGAUGCCCGGAUACGGUGGCUUGGUUUGAGGACAGGCUCUGUCGGCAAGAGCUUAUCGCGGGUGAACAUACGACACGGCGCGGUAUCGUCCUUUUAUUAGGCAACGCCCUCACGCCAGAUUUGUCGAGCAAAUUUGUCAUCUACGGUCAGGCAAUAGAUGCUGACGAGCUCGCUUCACAGCAGCCCAAACUGCAGCUCAAAUUGGGCCGGGAGAUUGAAGCGAAAGCGCGCCUGCCUCGUCCUGACGAUCCCCUGCCGCGCGAAUCUGCCUUGACGAUGAAGCUGCGUCAAGCGGGCACGGAGAGCCUGAACGUGCAAAAGAGCGCGCAGAAGAGCAACGGCAAGAGUGCACAGAGGGGCAUACCUACAGAUGAUGAUAUCUUCAUGAGCAAGGCCGGCAGUCCACAGAGAUCCCUGCUGCCAACGAUGCGCGACCCCAACGUUAUGCCGAUCAAAGCGCGGCUCAACAACACAAAGGGUGCAAAGACGCUCAUACAGCCGUCCCUGGCCGCUUUUGUCAGCAAGCCCGUCUCCCGUUCCUUGCCCACUGAUCGAGUUGCGAGCAAUGGCAUGGUGCAUCGCAAACGAAGUCGGUCUUGCCUUGAGCCGCAUGAUGACAUCAAACCCGGGUUUGCCACGCUCGAGGCACGCGAGCGGAAGCGGUCUCGAUCAAUCUCGCGGGCGCUCUCACCGCUCGAUAUUGCAUCCCAACAAAUUAGACGGUCGCAUAGUCAGACACCCAGCAUUUUGCCGCCUUCGAGGUCGCAGUCUACCAUUCCGCCUGACAAGAUCAAGAGGGAAUCUUCGCACAGUCUUGCUGUUCAUCCUGAUCGUCACUCUCGCGAGCCCUCUGUGCAGGUCACGACGCUGGAAGGACGUAAUAGAGCGUCACUGAAGAAGCUCAUAGUAAACGCACUGGCGGAUAGGAACAUCAAGCGAGACCAUCCAGAGUUUGAAGCUUACUUCUCUGUCGUCCUGAACAGCCUCAAAUUUGCCCUCAGAGCGACGUUGAGCACGGAGACGCUCGACAAGAUCCAAGCGAGGAGUCUCAUCGAUGCUCACCUCGCCAUGUACCUCGUCACUAAGACACGCGCUUUCUUCUCGUUCGCGCGCCAAUGCAUGACAGACUCGAGCGGAGUCUACACCGACUUUGAUGCCAGGCUGACCAACACAGCGGCAAGUGUACAGGAUGCGACGCUCACAAUACGAGUCAUCAAGUCUUUUGCUUACCGUUCGACCAAAAAUCUGAUUUUGCAUCAUGUCGACCUGACGAGCACGACUGUCGGCCAGCUCAAGGCCAGAGUCAUUCUUGAUAUUCAGACUGCGCCUGGCUUCAAGCCGUACAGAAACGCGAAGCUCGACACGCUCAAGCUCUAUACGAAAGCUCAUGGGGCAAAGACGACCAAUCUGAUCAUCAACAUGGACAAUGACGAAUGGAUCCUCGACGAUGACGGUGCCACCCUCGCGACAAUGGGACUUGGCACGCGCUCCUUUCUGCCUGGGAUGUGCUUUGCUGACAGGCCACAUAUGACAGAGAACGAGACAGAGGUUUCUUUCUUUGGUCGUGAAGACUAUGAAGCCUUUAAGAAGGAUCCAGAGACAAAGUGGAUAUGA
Molecule: messenger RNA, 2266 nt
Organism: Mixia osmundae IAM 14324
Lineage: Eukaryota; Fungi; Basidiomycota; Mixiomycetes; Mixiales; Mixiaceae
Exons: 7
Coding region: 47-2266 (739 amino acids)
Source: RefSeq, a predicted model, not a curated record